AUGAGCCAGACGGAAAAAAACUUUGCAGCAGAAUUGCUGGAGAAAUACUUUGGGACUGCGUACCUCUUCGACCAGGCCAAUGGCUUUUUCCGCGAGAAGGUGUCACCCAAAAAUACUGCUGGUCUUACAACACCACCGAAUAUAAAAUGCGUCAGUUUUUUGCGUUUUGUGAACUGUACUGUUGAUGAGAAAAAUAUUUCUUCCCUGCGAGAGGCGGCGGCGUCAAGCACCCUUGUGGAAUCCCUGAAAGGAGAAGACGGCGAGUGGUAUCUGCGUCGGCGUUGUUUUCUGGAUCCCAAGGACGAUCCUGCAAUUCGAAGUGUUGUGGUGUGGCCCUUGCACCGCGCCUCGAAGCCCGGGGAGGUGAAAGAAUUUUUCAGCCAGUAUGGAACUGUUGAGUUUGCCAGAGUCAUGUUACAGCCCCACGGCGAAACACAGUUACACGCCACCUUCGUGGUGUGUUUCGCCACGGUGGCGGAGGCCACGGCGUGCGCCAAGGCGAAUGUUUCCUUUGGCGAGGCGCCCUCAGCCUUAGCACAACACUUUUUGCCAUCUCGCCUGAAUGUGAUGCCAGCGGAGGAUUACCGCGCCAAAACUGAAAAGGAUAUUCGGGCGCGGGAGGGGACGCAAUUGAAGCAAAACGUUGUGAGGGCGCAGAAGGCAUUGGCGGAGCUUAAAGGUCAGGAAAUUAAACGUUUCCUGCGCAAAGGUGUGACGCUAACGGUAGAGGGUGUUGCACCUGGAACGACGUGGCAGACAAUGAAGAUGAAGCUUGGAAACCUGAGCCUCACGAACCCCGUGUUGCGGAGAGGCAUUACCCUCCUGAAGGUGGAGGGACCGGACGCCAGCGCACCGUCGCGGCCCUGGCGAGCCUUUGUUAUUUGCCGUGACGAAAACAUUGCGAGUGAAAUGCUGAAGGCUUUUAGCUUUGCGGAUGGAGAAUUUGGGAAGCAGCUGCGGGAGGUCUGCCCGUCACUGAGGCCGCUGACAGAUGAGGAAGAGAAUUACGCGCGACGGCACUUUCCGGAAUGGUGUGAGCCGCUCGUGGUAGCAAAAAGGGCUGUUAACAGCAAGCGUCAGCGCUCGCCCUGA
Trypanosoma cruzi is the source of this 1092-nucleotide messenger RNA. RefSeq lists its product as uncharacterized. Gene Ontology annotation, molecular function: nucleic acid binding. The transcript has a single exon. Bases 1 to 1092 code for a protein of 363 amino acids. Lineage: Eukaryota; Euglenozoa; Kinetoplastea; Trypanosomatida; Trypanosomatidae. The record is from RefSeq and is a predicted model, not a curated record.